Chaetomium strumarium is the source of this 1533-nucleotide messenger RNA. RefSeq lists its product as uncharacterized. The transcript has 10 exons. The record is from RefSeq and is a predicted model, not a curated record. Lineage: Eukaryota; Fungi; Ascomycota; Sordariomycetes; Sordariales; Chaetomiaceae. Bases 13 to 1533 code for a protein of 506 amino acids.
CGUUCGCCUACCAUGGCAAACAUGAUUCAUUCGUUGACCCUCCUCAGCCUUGGCACUUCGAUGGCAUUUGCCUGGGGAAUUGGGAACCGCAGUCCCCAUUACCCUGUGUACGGCGGCCACUCUCAGCUCCAGCCCGGGAUCACCUCCACUGUCACAACGACCCAAGUCACGACCAUCACGGUUGGCGCGGCGUCUUGUGAUGCGGUGUACAUACCGACUACGACAACCGUCCUGCCCUGCACACAUGGGCCGAUCUCGUCAGGACUCAGUCCGGGCAACAGUAUCUCCAGCUCUGCCGGCCUCGGUUGGAACAGCAGCAUUCUUAGCACUCGACCGACACUGGCCGGGACGGGCAGAACGACCAUCGAGACAGCUAAGCCGGUUAACACGUCUCUCCCUCCGGUGAACUCCACGGCGACCUUCACGACAGAAUCGGACGCAACCGUUGUGGUCACUGUCACGUUGACAUCCUCCGCUGUGGCUACCGUCGGCGUUUCCGUGACUUCAGGACAGCCGAUUGGAGUCCCCUCGAGCUCCGCGUACUCAAACUCCGGGACCAUCGGCACUGACUCCCCUAGAAACACUUCCGCGGGUAUCUCAACAUCUUACCAACCCAGCAUGACCUACAAGACGACAUCCUCGGCUCCACCUAGCCUCACCUCCGCCACCCCGUCCAACAGCACAUCAAAAGCUAUACCUGUUGUCUCCUCGGCUAACAACACCUUGACAACAGCCACAAACAAGCCGCUCAACACAACCGCCGGCCUCACCUCAGUCGCACCAGUCGGCCCCAGCAGUAGCACCGGCACAGGGAGCGACACCACCCUGGCCUCGCCCUUCCCGUCUACCACCAGCAGCACUGCGGGUGAUGACAAUGGAGGGGAAUAUGGAUACGGCGGCUACACUUACUCUUUCGCCUCGCCCACCACUCCAUCAUCGGUUCCCAUUUCUUUUGUCAGCGACACCAGCAGCGUCGACGCUAUCGGAGCGACUACUACUACUAAUACGGCAAGCACAAGCACAAGCACAAGCGGGAGUGGCAGUGUGAUUACGGACUCGACGCUUGAUCACCCCACCGCCACCUCCCCCACUACUAGUAGUACUGCUACUGGUAGCGCGCCCGCGACGUUGAUCACGAUUACUACUCAGGCCGCGGCCAGUAGCUCGCUGGCUGGGGAUGGUGGCUAUGGUGAUGGAUAUGGGUAUGGGGUGACGUUGCUGAAUACAGCGUUGGUGCUCGAGAGUGCAGCCUACACCUGCCUCCUCGGGUUCUUACCUUUAUCGCAGCACGAUCCCUCACGGCAGACACAGCAGAUGAGUAGUAAGCGGAUGAAUCAGCGGUAUGGUUUAGCUUGCUACUGGUAUGUCGAGUCCGAGAGUCUGCUGUAUGCUAGGAUCUACAUACAAUCGUUCUCAUUCCUUCGAGCUCUCUACGCCCAAGCCAUCGAGAGCCUAGAAUCCGUUCAGCUACGCCUCCUCGGUGAGCCACGCGGACAUGCCGGCAUCUUGUGGAGCCCUACGGAUCCAUACUGA